UGGGUGAUCACCUUGAACAGAGUACCGUGGCCUAAUGGUUCUGGCGGUAAAAAACCUCUCAGCGAGAACGAAAUUGGGAUAUAAAUACAAAUCGGACAGAGCUAGUGAACAUGCAUUAACCGUGUGGAAUACAAAAUCCUUGUGGCUCCAGGAUUCCCUAGCUCAUCAAUCAGCCUUGACCCGGAUGAUUUCAGCUGACGAAACUGGAAAACCAUUCCCUUAAUUCUCUCAUUGAAUAUUUCUACAUUUUGAACUAUCUAGGUAUUAUCCGGAUGCCAUCCCGAUCUUGCUAUCUGUUCCUCAUGGUCUGACAUGCCUGGAGUCUUAUUAUCCAUGGACUUGGACGAUAUCUCGGUGGUCAAACUUGACAGCGAUGAUUUUUCGGAUUCCUCUUCUCGGCCGGAAAUCGUGGAACUAAGUGAGGAUGCCGCCGGAAAGACCCCCGUUGUUGUUGCCCCAUGGGAUGCUAAGGCCAAGCCUAGCCAACGCCGGGGACGAGGCAGGCCUCGAAAAACACUAACGACGUCCACUGGGAGUGAGGGAUUGAAACAAGGCCCUUCACGUGGGCGGGGUAGGCCGAAAACCCGUCCUCGGUCCCCGAAAGAUACUCCAAUUAAAGUUCGUCGGCGACAGAGGGCGGAUCCUUCGGAUGAUUCAUCCACCGACACGGAUUUGGCAUUGGCUCCAUUUUGCGAUAGCGAUUGCGAGGCGGUUCAAAGGUUAAAGUGGCCCAAAUGUCGGGUAUCCUUGAGGUUUUUGAAUGCAGAUCAGGUCAGGCGAUGGACUCCCGGCCGGGUCAAGGCACCCAAGUCAUGGACAAAGACCCUCACCAUGCAAGGCCAGACCGUUCGUGUGCAAGAAGAGGUUGAGCCCCAGUCAACCCGGAGAGAGAGGCGCCAAGAUUUUGAUUCUAGGGUGUAUGAUUUACCGCGACGAUCCACGCGGGAUCGCAAGGUGAGGUAUGAUGACGAUGCUUACACCUCUUUUGAGGAUGAAUCUGACGAUUCUAUGAUGCCCUUGAAGCGAAGAAAACGCCUCAAGAAGAGUAGGAAAGCCAGGCGGGCUCGAAGUCGAGAGUAUGACGAGGAGGGUUCGGAGCACUCGGAUGAUGUCGGAUCCGAGAGCUCAUCCAGUUCAUCCGAGGACGAAAAGUUGAGACGAGAGGCGAGCAAGCCCCUAAUAUCUGACUUCAAAGUGAUUAGCACCAUUGACAUGGAUUCGGCUUGUAAUCGGAAAUUUAAAACAUCGGGCUAUACUAUGACCCCCCAUGGUAGAUCCAAGGAAGCCAAGUAUUGGCUAUGGUUUGUUCAAUAUGUCGUAGAUUUCUGGCCAGACAUGGAUCCGUUUCAUCCCACGGGCCACUCGAUAACGGCUUUUUUACAAUUCCUGCGCAAUUACGGAUUCUUCUCCAAUACCCACCUGACCAAAGCCAAGCGGAUGAUUCUCAACACAGCUUCUUUAGCGCCCAAAGACAAGUGCGGGUUAAUGAGGACUUUAAUGCUGCCAAGGAAAAGCGAGGUGAGCAAGCAUGAUGAGAAGAAAAAUCAACGGACCUUGGCCAAAUAUGUCAAGUAUGGGACUAAGGCAUUGGACCCAUUCGUGGCCUUUUGCCAUGGACUUCAGCCUCCUGUGAAUCCGUUUACGUGUGACAUCACGGUAAUCAAGGCGUUUUUGAAAGCAUUUCGCUUUCAAUUUCUUUUAAAUCAAGGGAACUCACUGGAUGGUUUCAUUCUGAACCUGUGUAAGUAUCACCGAGACAAGAGUACUUUACAACAAAUGCCUGAGAUUCAAAGCCUAUUGCAAUGCUAUCAAGGCCGAUGUUUGGGUCUUCUCUCGUGGAAAGAUAUCACGGAAGAGCAAUCCAAUAGUGUUCUCGAUUGUACGCCGGACUACAGAUAUGAAAAAUACUUGAAGAAGCACGAAACCGCCGACGAUUUCUGGCGGGAGAGGAUCGUCUUUCAAGCUAUGGAAUCCAUUUUCAAUGAAGACUCCCAAACUAGUGCGAAAAAUACCCAAGCCAUCCUUUACGACAAGGCCACCAACUUGGGCGUAUCUCCCGAAAUGAUGGUGGCCAACUUUUGCAAGAUGGCCAUUCCCUUGGAGUCAUUCCCCUCGACAAUCAAAGAGUUCUUAGCCAAGAAUCCGGAGGGCGAUUUCUAUGAAGAGCACCAUGUGAACAAAAUGAUUCAACGAGUGCGAGACCGAAAAAUCCCCCUUGCUCAAGCGUGCUUCGAUCUAGGGCUGGCGUUUCGCUCGUUUCAAAGCAAGGUCGGUCGAAUCAAGGACAAAGAAGAAGUUGAAGUGACCAAGCCUCAGGCUCCCAAAAAGAAUGCGUUAGAAAAGCAACUCGAAACCGGAGAGAAGACCCAAGAUAUGUCCGAUUAUGAAGCCAUGCGACUUAGAAACAUCCAGGAAAGGCUGGCCCUCUUCAAGCAACUGAAUUUCGAAUCUUUCAAGCCCGAACCCGAGAAACGGGCUCCCAAGAAAAAAGAAGUUGAGCUAAGGGAAAAAUCCCAAAGAGUCAUUCGAAACCAAGGUUCAGCUUUAGAACGAAAGGCUCAUCAGAUGAAAAAAGAUGAAGUCUUUAUUCCGAGCGUGGAUUUAAAUCUAACCGAACUAGCUUCGCUAGGAGUUCCUUUCACAAAUAAGCGCAAGUUCCUCAGUUGUCUUCAACAAGAAUUAGCCGAAGAUUUGGAAGAGUCCUCCUCCCACAACGGAAAACCCCACGUGCCUUAUUCUGGAGUGUUUAAAGUGACCGAAAACAUCAGUUUGACCAAUGAAAGGCUCACUUGCUUGGCAAUUGGGCCCACGUCCAAACACCUGGAUCUCCUCGCCGCUGGAGACAGAGAAGGCUCUCUUCACUUUUGGUUGCGGUCUUCAGACUCAAAUGGAUCAAGCACAGCACGAUCUUGCAGUUUUCAUCCUCAUGUUGGACUUCUUAGCCAAACCGCAUUUAUCCAUCCGAAUCGCAUCGUCACGAGCGGUCUCGAUGGUUUUAUGCGAUCCAUCGAUUUGACUGCCCAAAAAGUUGCACCCGUACUAAAAUGGUUCGAUCACGGUACCCUCGAAGAACACUAUGAAAUCAAGUACUUCUCUCAUCGAAACGAAAACGAGCUAAUUGUUUCUCGUGGAUUGCCAAUGGCCAUAUCUCUUCUGGAUCUGCGAAGUGGCAUCUUAGAGCCCCUAUUGAACGAUCCUGAUCUGAAUCCCAACUUCACGCUUACAAGCAUUUAUCCCCAGAACAAUAAUUAUUUUUCGACCCUCAUGAACGAGUCCAUUGCCUUGUACGACAUCCGACAAAGCUCCCAAGCGAUAUCAAGUGCUUCGAUCGCAUCUCCACGUCAAGCCGAUUUCUCCCCUGAUGGAUCUCUCUUGUUAGCCAUGAGUGGAUCAUCCGCCAAAGUGUUCCGAGUGGAUCCAACAAAUUUCACUCUCCAAGAAACCGGAGUGGACCUGAGCCCCUUGAACAGUACCCGCAAGUCGAUCCCUGCCAAUGGGCGUCCCAUAUGUUGGAAUCCCAUGGACAAACACGCAGUAUUUGGAGCCGUGAAGUCAUUCAAAGCGGCCAGAGCUUUGGAAACAACCACUGUUGGAAGCUUUUGUGCCAAAACCGGAGAGUUAAACUCGGAUUUGGAUUUACUAAUCCAGGAUUCUGCGGCGGGGUUCGUGGCCCUUGGUAGUAAGAAUACCUUGGUCGUAAUGAACGCAAAUGCUUCCGGGUCGGUUAGCUUGGCAGUUGGCGUUUCUUCCUCGUGAAAUAAAGCAACAUAUGUUUCGGGUGGGAAGACAAGCUAAGUAGCGUUAUUUCAUCUGUUAGUAAUCUAAAAUAUUUUAUUCAGGUGAUUUAACACUUGUUCGCAUCGAGUCCAGUAGUUAUUCGGUGGAACAACAUGACGAUAGCGUUGCGAAUCAGUCAAAUACUUGGUUGCCUAUUAUUUAUAGUGUUGAUGGAUCACUUGGAGUUAGUAACAGUUACUAAAUGGUUUGUGGAGCAAGAGACUUUUCUAGAGGAGCCCGCCAAUUUAGAGCAUUACCUCGAUGAUAUACAGAAAUAUUUCGAGGCUGAAAAUAUUCCCGUAACCGAAGAAAAUAUUCAACAGUUUUUAGAAGCAAUUCGGAAUGGAGAGUUAUAAAUGCAUCUUAUUUUAAAGUUUGCAACCAUUUAUGAAAACGAUUGGCGUCCAUUUUGCUUCUUCGGUUAACGAUGUGAAUUUCCAUCAGAUGUUUCAAACCAAGAGCAAUAACAAUCCAUUCAAAGGUCUGUGCUCGUGUCUUAAUGUGCAGAAUCAUCCCAAGAAAAAGUGAACCUAGUAAUACCACUUUCAAAUCAAAUAUACGAGUCGUCAUGUUUAUUGUCGUCAAGCCACCCAAUCAAAACAUGGGUGUUCACAGAAACAUGGCAAAUUCAGAGAGCGAAUCAAUCUGAAUGGAAUGUAUCCAAGGUGCGGAACUCAAAUCCAGCCGCUUUGGCCGCUUUGAAGAAGGAGACGUAUUGCUCGGCAUCUUCCCGAUUGUUGAUGAACCCAUGAUCGUGGGUCAACACGACCAACUUGUUGGGACCUCCCUUGGUGGCCAGGAACCCUUUCUUGAAUUUCACCACCUUCUCCAUGAACUCUUGGUAGGUUGUGGAAAGACCACGUCCCCAAUUGGACUGCCACUCCACAUCCCAGCCGAACACAGACCGACCUCGGUUGUACAAUUCGUCGGCAAUCUCGAUGGCGAUAUCGUUGGAGGCCUUGGGCAAGGUACAGGCAUGGCAAUUAUGCUUGAUCACGUCCCCAUUGGUCAUGUUCACUCUCCAAUGAUCGGUGUGGGGCAGACGGACCAACUUGGACAUGGUGAUCACGACACGGCCGAAUUGCUGGCGUUCAAUCUUCUUGCCGGUGAAGAAUCGGACCAAGGGUCUGACGUUCAUCGCUCCAAAGUAGUCGAUAUCCGAGAUGUUUCGAUACGUAUUGAUGGGGUUGGACUGGCCCUCAUCCGAAUUGUGAACCAUAUGAUUGAAGGACAAAUCUCCCAUUGCGUGACCUUCAAAGACCAUUCG
Tigriopus californicus is the source of this 5044-nucleotide messenger RNA. RefSeq lists its product as uncharacterized. The record is from RefSeq and is a predicted model, not a curated record. Lineage: Eukaryota; Metazoa; Arthropoda; Copepoda; Harpacticoida; Harpacticidae. Gene Ontology annotation, cellular component: nucleus. Gene Ontology annotation, molecular function: DNA binding; protein binding. Gene Ontology annotation, biological process: regulation of DNA damage checkpoint. The transcript is spliced from 3 exons. The coding region runs from base 313 to 3756 and encodes 1147 amino acids.